This is a messenger RNA of Hemiscyllium ocellatum (epaulette shark), 3991 nucleotides long. Its product is annotated as 52 kDa repressor of the inhibitor of the protein kinase-like. The transcript has 5 exons. The record is from RefSeq and is a predicted model, not a curated record. Bases 138 to 3833 code for a protein of 1231 amino acids. NCBI's taxonomy places the organism in Eukaryota, Metazoa, Chordata, Chondrichthyes, Orectolobiformes, Hemiscylliidae.
GCGUCACGGCAAAGGCGCGUCAAAGCCCUCGGAGCUCUGGCGAUUUUCAAUCGUUCGGCGGCGGCCGAGCCUGUGGUCCUCCGCCGGAGGGAGAGAAACAAGCGUGCAAGAGGAGGAAAACAACUGAUUUCGAGACGAUGCCGAACUUCUGCGCGGCACCCAACUGCAGCAGGAAAAGCACCAACUGCCCAGACAUCCCUUUCUUCAGGUUCCCCAAAGACCCCGAGAGGUGUCAGAAAUGGGUAGAGAAUUGUCGCCGAGCUGACUUGGAAAAUAGGUCCGCUGAGCAGCUUCACAAACAGUACCGACUCUGUGCAAGACACUUUGAACAAUCCUUGAUAUGCACAAAUAGCCCUUACAGAACUGUCCUUAAGGAUAAUGCCGUGCCAACUUUGUUUGACUUAACGAGCCAUCUCAAUAAACCUGAAGGCAAACACAGAAAGCACAAGAGAAUAAAAGACCUGACUGAGGAAGAUUUAUUAAGGGUGAAGGCACCAAGAACUGACUGUGAUGUCCUGAGAGGUCUGCAGUGUAAACAGGAGGCAAUCAAUGAACUUGACAAAACAGAACUGGAAGGUGCUACAGAGAGCCUUGAAGAGUCUACUCUUUUGGAAGAAUCUUUGAAUUUGACACCUGAAGAGAAAGGGAACAAAGAAUUUCUCAAAGUUUUAUUUGAAACUGUAUUGUUGUUGGGGAGGCAAAAUGUCCCUUUGGGAGGAUCAGCCACUGAAAACCUGAGUAACUUGUGCAAUACUCCUGACAACAUUCAAGCACUACUGGAAUUCCGAAUGAAUGCAGGCGAUGAAAUUCUUAGAAAGAGAUUUGAAACAACUGCUGUGAAUGCAGUGUACUGCCCUAAGAACUUGCAAAAAGACCUUUUGGACAUCUGUGAGAUGUGCAUACGGGAGGAGGUACUCCGAGAAGUUCGUGACAGCAACUUCUUCUCAAUUGUGACAGAUGAAGUGAUCAAUGUAGCAGGACUUGACCAUGUGUCCCUGUUAAUUCGGUUUGUAGAUGAGUCUGACUGUCUGAGGCAAGAAUUUGUUGGCUUCAUACCCUGUGAUCUUGACGGGGAGUUCUUGGCCAGUCGGAUCCAUGAGACUCUUACAGAAAAGUGGGGUCUGAACAUGUAUUACUGCCGUGGACAAGCAUACAAUGGUUCUGGCACAAUGUGUUACAAAAAGCGAGUUGUUGUGGCUAGCAUUUUACAGCAGUGUCCAAAGGCAUUGAGCACUCCUUGUUCUUCCUAUCCCCUAAACAUAUGGAUUGCGAAGUCCAGUCUCAUUUUUGGUAUUAACAUGGUAUUAAGUUUGAUGGAAAACAUUGUAUCAUUUUUCAGUUUGUCACCUCAACUCCAGAAGGUUUUUGAUGUUGGUGUUGACGGUGUCUAUCAAACAAAUGAGGAGAAGGCAAAGGAGCUGAAAAAACUCUUUCAAAUUAAUUGGUAUGAAAGACAUGACUCUUUUGAAAUCUUGGCAGAUCUUUAUGAAGUACUGGUGACGUGCUUGGAUGAGAUCAGUUACGAUACAUGUGGUAGGUGGAAUGCUGAGAUAGCGACCCAGGCCAGCAUGUUGUCCUCAACCAUGAGAGAUUUUGAAAUAGUUGUCUCUGUUAUGGUGUUGAAAAAUGUUCUCUCAUACACAAGAGCCUUUGGCAAAAAUCUCCAAGGUCAAGCAUCAGACACUUAUUUUGCCUCAAGCACUUUGACUGCGGUCCUGCACUCAUUAAACGAAAUGAGGGACAAUAUUGAUGUGUAUCAUGAGUUCUGGUUAGAAGAAGCCACCAAUUUGUCAAUCAAAAUGGGAAUUGAACUAAAGCUGCCUUGGCGAUGCCGCAGGCAGCCUCAAAGUGAAGAGGUUUCUGAGGACACUCCUGAAAACUACUAUAAGGAAGCAAUUACUGCACCCUUUUUGGACCACAUUAUUUUAGAAAUUGAGGACAUGUUUUCCGAGCAGCAGCUAAAGGCUCUCAAGUGCCUGUCGUUGGUGCCUUCUGUUAUGGCUCAGCUGAAAUAUAAUACUGCAGAGGAAAACAUGGCUGAUUUAUAUAAAGACGAUCUUCCAAAUCCCGAUACCCUUUCAGCAGAAUUGCACUGUUGGAAGAUAAAAUGGAAGCAUCGAAGCAGAGAUGUUGAACUUCCUAGUACUGUUUUUGACACGCUACGCCAUCCUGACAUCAAAUUCUUUCCAAAUGUGUACACUUUACUUAAAAUUGUCUCAAACCUACCUAUUAUCAAGCUCGAAACUGACAAGUAUGAAAUUGGACGGAAACGGCUGAAAGCGUACUUAAAAAUCACUCCGGUUGAGGAACGGACAACCAGUCUGGCACUAAUCCACAUCAGUUAUGAUGCUAAACAUGACUAUGACAUGAUGGUUGAUACCUAUGCAAAACUGUACCCAGAGAAAAUGCAGCUCGCCCAUGUGACUGAUUCAGAUAGUGUGGACAUUAGCAAUCAUGAUGGAAACAGUGUUGAAAUUAAUAAUUUGGAUACAAGCACUCGGACAGUGUAUGAGGUUGAUGGCGAGUGCAUGGAGGUGGCAAGCCAUACAGUGGCAAGUGGGGUUGUACUCCACCAUCAGUCUGCAGGAAGCCUCAUGGAGGUCUGCCAGAAUUCAGAUAAGACUAUCAUAGAAGUGACCCAGCAUCCAGAGGGGACCACAGUAGAACUGCAGCAGUUUCCUGUAAGCGGUACUAUGAUUGUGACUCAGCAUACAGCCGAAUCCAGUGUGGAAUUGCAACACCAUCCGGAAGGGGCUCAGAUCAGCCAGCAGCCAAUAGAAAGCAGUGUGGGACUGCAGCACCACAUAGAGGGAAGAGUGGUGGAGGUGAUCCACCAUCCAGAGGUGAAUGGUGUAGAAUUGCAGCAUCACUCGGAGGUGAAUGGCUUGGAAUUGCAGCACCAUCCAACAAGCCAAGUUAUUGAGGUGAGCACUGUGGAGCUCCAGCCACAAAUGGAGUCCAGCAGUGUGGAGUUGCAGCACCAGGUACAGGAGGGUGCAGUAUCUCUGCAGCACCAUCUGGAGGAAAAUACUGUUGAACUACAGCACCACCCAGACACCAAUACUGUGGAAUUGCACAAUCCACAAACUAGCACUAUUGAGCUGAGCCAUGGAAUAGAAGAGACCACCAUGGAGGUGGGUCAUUGUUUAGAGACUAGUGCCACAACAAUAAUACAACAACAACAACAGCCACAGCAUGGUGCUGUGGAAAUGCAGAGCCAGUGCGACUUGCAGCCUAGUGAGAUGGAGAUACGGCCGCAUAAGGUGUCUGUUGCUACAGAGACAGACCAUCCGGAGAUCGAUGAAGUAGAUAUCAUGCCCCAUGUGGAACCAGUUGCUACAGAGGUGCAACAUCCUUCAGAAGUUACUAGCAUAGAAAUCCAACAUAACCCAGAGCCUGGUGCUACAGAGGUGCAGCAACAUUCGGAAUCAAUCUCUGCAGAGGUACAGCAACCACUGCAGACUAAUGCCCCAGAUUUGCCUCAUUGUGAUGAAUCUAGUACUGUGAUGGAGGACAAUCCAGAGAAAGGCGUAGAGGCAAUAGAACACCAAUCUGUGGAAUUCGAUCCACAUCCCGAGUCGCGUGCCAUUGAGCUGGAACAAUGCCCUGAGGCAAAUGUGGUGGAACUGGAGAACCGUCCAGAAGCAACAGAUCUGCAGAACCCUCCUACAGAAGCAGCCACAGUGGAAGUAGACAAAGUGAGCUUGUGUAAUCAGGAUCUGAAUGGUGAUGGAAUAAAGGUUUUGGAAAUAAAAAAUUCAGAAGACAGAAAUUCAGAGACAGACAUUUCUAGUGUAAGUAAUGUAAAUAGCUCUGAAGUAGCAGUACAAUAAAAUGAUACAUUUGCUACUUCCAUUAUACUUAUAACAGUCAACGACUUUAAUCUGUGACCAAUGCAGGUUGGGCAUGUUGAAAUGUGAAGACUCCUGCAUGAGGGUGCUCUUCAAGAUAAGAUGUUCGUUUAAGGGUGAAAUAAACAACAAUUUUUGAA